AUGUUGCAAGCUAUAGAAGAAUCAAGAUUUGCUAUUGUCAUUCUCUCAGAAAACUAUGCAACUUCAUCUUGGUGCUUGGAUGAACUUGCAAAGAUCAUUGAAUGUGAGAAAGAAUUGGGAAUAACAGUUUUCCCUAUUUUUCACUAUGUGGAUCCUUUUGAUGUAUGGAAACAAUUGGAACUUUUUAAGGAGGCCUUUGUUAAACAUGAAGAACGUUUUGAGAAGAAGAAGGUGAAGACAUGGAGAGAUGCUUUGAGUCAUGGCCUAGUAGGAAUAUACCCUCAGGCUAUGGAAUUGGAGUCUCUUUUAGCUUUAGAUCAAGUUGAUGAUGUUCGGUUUAUAGGGGUUUGGGCCAUGGGAAGAAUGGGUAAAACAACUCUUACUGGAUUUGUCUAUGAUAAGUUACGAGGGUUGGCUGGAGAGCGUAAUUGGUUUGGUUUGGGCAGUAGAAUUAUCAUAACAACAAGAUAUAAAGAUUUGUUGCAGCCACAUUCACUAACUAAAUCCGAAAUAUAUGAAGUUAAACCAUUGAAAGAUGAAGAUGCACGUCAUCUUUUUUAUUUGAAAGCUUUUAAAAAAGAGCACAUAACAAAUGAAUUUUUAAAACUAUCUAACAAGUUUUUAAACUAUGUUGAUGGUCUUCCUUUAGCUCUUGAGGUUUUGGGUUCCUUUUUGUUUGGAAAAAGUAUUGUUGAAUGGAAGAGUGCUUUAGAGAGGCUCAAAGGAGGUCCUAGGAGAAUUGUUAUCCAAGUACUUGAAAUAAGUUUUGAUGGACUCAAUGACUUACUAAAGGAAAUAUUUUUACAUAUUGCAUGCCUCUUUAAUCACGAGGAGAAAGAUUAUGUAGUAGAAAUACUUCAUAGUCUUGACCUCUACCCUGAAAUUGGAUUGAGGGAACUCAUUGACAAAUCUCUCUUGAAAAUUUCGGAUAAUAAUGAAUUGUGGAUGCGCAAUUUACUAAGAGAAAUGGGUAGGAACAUAGUUUGUCAAGAGUCUCCUGAUGAGCCUGGGAAGCGCAGUAGAUUGUGGCUUUAUGAGGAUAUUGAACACAUGUUGAUAAACAAUACGGCAAGAGGUUAUUUACUUGAGUUGUUUCCAUUUCUUCUUAUUUAG
Molecule: messenger RNA, 1113 nt
Organism: Quercus lobata
Lineage: Eukaryota; Viridiplantae; Streptophyta; Magnoliopsida; Fagales; Fagaceae
Product: TMV resistance protein N-like
Exons: 3
Coding region: 1-1113 (370 amino acids)
Biological process (GO): signal transduction; defense response
Molecular function (GO): ADP binding
Source: RefSeq, a predicted model, not a curated record